Soboliphyme baturini is the source of this 329-nucleotide messenger RNA. Lineage: Eukaryota; Metazoa; Nematoda; Enoplea; Dioctophymatida; Soboliphymatidae. The record is from the annotation of a GenBank genome assembly.
AUGAACUUUCUGUCAAAUCUGAUGUUCACCAGUGUGAUUAUUGCCGGAUUCCUCGGAACAUACAUCUAUGCCGAAGAGCAAGCGCUCCUCACUACACUAAGUGCAAAUGAAGUCGAAAACGAACUGAAGGCGGGAAAAGAGAGUUGCAAAGAAAAUGAGGUGUGGACUACGUGCGGAAAUUUCUGUCCUCCAACAUGCGCCCAGCAAAAGUCAAAACAGUUUCGCUUCUGUAGUCUAAGGUGCGCAUCCCGGUGUGUCUGCAAGGAAGGAUACAUUUAUAAUGAUAAGCAUGAAUGCAUUAGCAUGGAGGAAUGCAUGAACUCGUAAAA